Lutra lutra (Eurasian river otter) is the source of this 3457-nucleotide messenger RNA. RefSeq names its product leucine rich repeat containing 2 (gene LRRC2). Gene Ontology annotation, molecular function: protein binding. Bases 229 to 1341 code for a protein of 370 amino acids. The record is from RefSeq and is a predicted model, not a curated record. Lineage: Eukaryota; Metazoa; Chordata; Mammalia; Carnivora; Mustelidae. The transcript has 9 exons.
AGGCGAGCACUUGGGCCUGCGGCUGUCUGGGCCUGUUUGUGUGUGGGGCCCCCUCAGAUUGGAGGCAAACCUGGGGGCCCUCCCCGGAGAGGCCAAAGCUGUGGACAAAGCUGUUGAGAGGCUUCAAGGCCCGCCAGAGGGGACGUGAGUGAAAAAGCGCCCGGUUCUGAGGAAGCAGUGUGAUAAAAGACUGUGCAAGAGCUGGGGAGGUAAUUUCAUGCUCCCAAAAUGGGACACAAAGUGGUCGUGUUCGACAUUUCUGUCAUCAGAGCCUUGUGGGAGACGCGCGUCAAGAAGCACAAAGCUUGGCAGAAGAAGGAGACAGAAAGGCUCGAGAGAAGUGCAUUGGAAAAGAUAAAGGAGGAGUGGAACUUCGUGGCCGAGUGCAGGAGGAAAGGCAUCCCCCAGGCUGCGUACUGCAAGAAUGGCUUCGUAGACACCAGCGCGAGGCUUUUGGAAAAGAUCGAAAGGGACACUUUCGCGAGGCAGAGUUCACUUUCCAAGGAGAGAAACAAACGGAGUCCGUUUGUGUUUGAGCUUUCGGGGGAGCAGUGGACGGAGCUCCCGGAUUCACUGAAGGAGCAGACACACCUACAAGAAUGGCACAUCACUAAUACCCUGAUUCAAAUCAUUCCUACCUACAUUGAGCUGUUUCAAGCAAUGAGAAUUCUGGAUCUGCCAAAAAACCAAAUCUCCUGUCUUCCGGCUGAAAUUGGUCGCUUGAAGAACCUGAAAGAACUCAAUGUGAGCUUCAACCUUCUGAGAAGCAUCCCUCCAGAAUUGGGGGACUGUGAAAAUCUAGAGAAACUGGAUUGUUCUGGAAACCUAGAAUUAACCGAGCUCCCCUUUGAAUUAAGUAACUUGAAGCAAGUUACAUUUGUAGAUAUCUCAGCAAACAAGUUUGCCAGUGUCCCGAUCUGUGUCCUGAGGAUGUGUAAUUUGCAGUGGUUGGAUAUCAGCAACAAUAUCCUGAAUGACCUGCCCCAAGAUAUAGACAGGCUAGAAGAACUGCAGACCUUUCUCUUGUAUAAGAACAAGCUGACCUAUCUUCCUUAUGCCUUGCUUAACCUAAAGAAGCUCACCUUGCUAGUCGUCAGUGGGGACCAUUUGGUGGAGCUCCCGACUGCCCUGUGUGACUCAUCCACACCUUUAAAAUUUGUAAGCCUUAUGGACAAUCCUCUUGAUAAUGCCCAGUGUCAAGAUGGCGUUGAAGUGAUGGAAAGUGAACGCGAUCGUCAAUGCUUUGAUAAAGAAUUUUUGAAAGCCUAUCUUGAAGAUGUUAAAGAAAGAGAAUCUGUUCCCAGCUAUACCACCAAAGUAUCUUUUAGCCUUCAGCUUUGAUACCAUCCACUAGAAGACUGCAAAAUCUCCCUGUACUUCUGAGCUAUAAAUCUUGGUGUCUUGGAAUAAUGGUUUGCACUUAAGGACAAAGUCUAGAAACCACAGUCCUAGUUAGGAAAAAUGAUUUUCAGAUUUCACAUUUGUGAAUACUUCUCCAGUGGGCUGGAGAAUUGGUAAGUGGGUUUAUAUAUGAAGGUUCAUUUACAUAAACUUUUUCCCAAAUAACGCACGUUUAAUAUUUUAGAAAAUGUGUUAUUUUUUUAAAUUAAAACCUAGAGACCAAAAUCUGAAGUUGAUUGCACUGUUUUUAGGAAUCCAGGGAUAAAGGGGUUGUAAAAAGAGCAUUUAUAUGGGACUAGCCAAAUGAGAUUUUAUUUUAUUUUGAAAGAGUUUUAAUGAAUUAUUUCUUUUGCUGAGAAAAGCUUCCCUUGGGUUAAUACAAACUGCUAUUUUAUAUGUUUUAAUUGUAUUUUCUAAGUGUAGGGUCUUAGGAAAGACUUUAGGUGUAAUUUGGGCAUUGAAGGUAGAAAGAAGGGCUGGAUUGUCUGCUCAUGUAUUGGGCACAGGACACUCAGAUGGUGUGCUGGUGGUCCUCACAGAGGCAUUGUGGUCCUGGCUGGUCCUGGGAAGACUUACAUGAUCUAAAUAGAUGGUCCUGAGUGGGUACUUCAUGGGUCUCAGGAUGCACCUUAGAAUAGGGAGCAGAGGCAGUACCCUCAGGGACCCCUCCUCCAAGGUGGCUGUGCAAGGUACCAGGGAUGACUAGUCUGUACCAGUGAGGAUGCCCUAGCAAAGCUUCCUGACAGAUGCCACAGGAGAACUCUGCCCAGGCCAUCAUGCUGCAGCCCACAGGGAGCUCAUGGGACUGUUUUUUGUUGGCAAAGAUGGGAGUCAUGAUAGGAUUUUGGACUCCUUUGUCAUAUCAUCUGAUUUGGAGAGAAAUUGUACAAAUAUUUAUUUUUAUACCACUGUUUUAGGCUAGAGGAAACAGGAUUGUAAGUUGAAAAUAAGUUUUAACAAACAGCUUCUGUGAUUAAGAAAGAAAAAGUGCAUAUAUUCACGUUUAUUCCUAUAUGAAUUGACUCCUACAUGGUCUAAUUCAGUGCCAUCCAGUAGAAUUUUCUGCAGUGAUGGAAAUGUUCUGUAUCUGCGCUGUCCAAAUGUAGUGACCACCAGACACACAUGCUUUUUGACUACUUGAAUAAUGACUGAUAUAACUGAAGAACUUUUAAUUAAUUAAGGAUUUUUAAUUAAAUUUAAAUUUGGAUUGCCAUAGGGGGGUGCCAUAUUGGACACAUAAGUCCAGACGGUUGGGUUUUUGGGGAAGAAACAAAGGGUGAUUUUUUUUCUUUUAUCUGAACAACAAUCUGUCCGCAAAGGGGUCACUAUUGACACCCUCCAUAUUUUGUCUUGGUAGAUUUAAUCAUAAUUCCUAGUGUUUUAUCCUCAACAGAUGCAAACCAAGCAGAGAAUUCUAAAAGCAUAUGGUAAUGUUUCAGCAGAGGAUUGCCUCAAGUUAAAAACAAACUCUGAGAAGUAGGUUAAGAGAUGAAAAGAGUAGGAAAAUGAGAAAUUACUGCAACUGAACCUCAAACAAUCGUAUUCUUCUUUUAAGUCUUCAAAAUUGGCGUUGAAAUUUAUUAGUUGUAUUACUUAAAUGAUUUUGAAAUUUCAUUUCAUGCCAAGGUAUACAUUAUGUUUAGCCAAAUGGAAAACGAAUCUUAAAAAGGGGCAAAUAGGGGCUUUCACAUAAGUUGUCCAUGACUUAUGUAAAAUUUAUUUCAACAAAACCAGUCUUUUGUGCAAAAACCCUGUAUUGGUGCUACAUUUCCUUCCUAAACAAAGGAAAAAGUAUUGCACCGAUACAUAAUUAUUUCAUGUCACAUAAUAUCCCAUGCCCAAUAUAUUAUUUGAAUAUAACGUGUGUAGAGAUACUAUUUAAUUUGUUCAUGUAUGUGUAAAAAUGCAGCAAGAUUAUAAGGCAUCCUAGUGGCAAUAUCCUAGAGAUUUGAAAAUUUUACAUGAUACAUAGGGACUGAUUCAUAAUUUGGAAAAGGAAUUUCCGUAGUGGGAUAUAUGUAUGAGCGUUAAAGCAAUAUGAAUAAAAGGAUAAAAU